UGCGAGCCUAUUGCAAGAUGGCGCGGCCCAUUGAUUGAAAUUUACGCGUGGUGGUGGUCUCCACGACGCGGUAAUCGAACCGACCAUGAACGAAUCUGAGCGAUCGCGUGGAGAUUCAUUGCGCAGCCGACUGAUGGCCGAGGACGAUUACAUGCUUCGGCUGAUUGACACGGUGCCUCCGAAGUACUACUUCGACUCUGACACCGUGGAGGCAUUGACCGAAGAGAUCAACUCGAAAGUGGCCAACCGGGUACAAGGCUCGGGCGUCAAGAAGGCACACAAAAUGGCGCGGCUGGACCCAGGCCUUUUCCAGACUGUCAGUCAGCUACUGCAGGCUGGUGAACCGAAAAGCAAGAAACCCCGGAAAGCCAAAUCGAGCCUACAUUCGGCUGCACUGGAUCGGGCCAGUUCUCUGGAUGAGCUCCGACAGCGGCUCAGCCACAAGAUUGAGGCUCUAAGAGGAAAAAGACCAGCAGGAGGGGAGCGCAAAGCCACCAAACCAGCUGCCAAGCCAGCUGCCAAGCCAACCCAGAACAAGCGACACAAGCCAACUCAAGACACCCUACCCGCUGCGAGCAACAAGAAAGCAGAAAAGACCCCCCAGGCAGCGCCAGUCUUCAACCGCGACAGCCACAUGGUGUACAGCAAGUUUGAGCUGGCAGGCUCAGCAGCAGGGACCGAUGCGCGUCCCAAAGUUGAGAAGAAAAAGCUCGUCCAUCAACUGGAGGUGAAGGCAGAAAAGAUGAAGAACCUUGAGGAACUUGACCCAGAGCGUGCGAAAAAGGCGCAGGAGAAGCAGAAGUGGCACAGGGCUCUGGACAGGGCUGAGGGGAUCAAGGUGAGGGAUGACCCUGAGCUGCUGAAGGCGACGCUGAAACGGCACGAGAAGCGCCGGCAGCAGAGCCGCAAGAAGUGGGAGUCUCGCACUGAGCACGUCAAGCAACGUCAGGAAGAACGCCAGCAGAAACGUCGGGACAACAUCAAGGCACGCAAGCAAGCCAAGCUUCAGACCAAGAUGAAGCGGCUAAAGAAAAAGGGGCACAUUGUACCAGGCUUCUGAGAAGAUUAGGGGUUUUGGGGGUGCAACAUACAUUUCUAAAAAAAUAUGACUGUCUUGAAAACUACUGUCUUGUGUUAGACCGGCUUGCUCAUCAUCACCCUUCUUCAUGUCACACUGAUAGAUACAUUAGUAUGCAUGCCAUGCUUUAUUUCAUUUUGACCAUCCAUUCAGUAAUCUUGCAAAUGAGCAGAUGUGAAAUAUACUAUCGGUUUAGUAAUUCAUGGUCACAAAAUUGUGGCACUCAAAUACAGGAUGAAGGAAGACAGCCUUGUGUGUGCGAGUGACAAUUGCUGCAUUUUAUGUAACAGCAUAGCCUUUUCAAAUCCAAAUCACUACCGUGAUACAUCCUGGUGUCUGUCCUUAGCCAAGGCAGUGGACCCUUGCAUUGAAAUAGGUUGUGUCAUUGGCUCUUGUGAUCACAGUUCCUCACAGCUGUCCAUUUCUAGAUUAACUAUAAUGCAGGCAGGCUAUUUUCAUUCACAUAUCCUACUCUUAGGCAGUGGAAUGGCAAAUUGCUGCAAUGUAGUAUUUCGCUCAUCUCCACACAUUUGGUAAGUUACACACAGUAACACGCUGUAGUUGUCCUCGCAAUGGCCGACCUCACCAGGCAUCAGAGAACAUGUAACUGUUUAUGGACGUGGUGGGAUGUACUACGUAUGCCUGUAGCUUCUAAUGUUCUACUAAAAUAAAAGCUAUGGGUUGUGUCAGCCAACCAGA
Dermacentor silvarum is the source of this 1777-nucleotide messenger RNA. It is a transcript of the gene Surf6, whose product is annotated as surfeit locus protein 6. The coding region runs from base 86 to 1060 and encodes 324 amino acids. The transcript has 5 exons. NCBI's taxonomy places the organism in Eukaryota, Metazoa, Arthropoda, Arachnida, Ixodida, Ixodidae. The record is from RefSeq and is a predicted model, not a curated record. Gene Ontology annotation, molecular function: DNA binding; RNA binding. Gene Ontology annotation, cellular component: nucleolus. Gene Ontology annotation, biological process: ribosomal large subunit biogenesis; ribosomal small subunit biogenesis.